CGUCGCGUUGGUGCGUGGCGUUGCACUCGCAAGAUCCCAAAUGAGUAAGAUGAUUUUUAGGGGGAGCAGUCACUCGUUUUAUUGUUUUGUUUCUUGUCCAUAUUAUUCGAAACAACAUGUCUCUGUACAACGCCAGUCACGGAGAUGUUCAGAAUGUGCAUGGAUCUACUGGUGAAGUUGUCAGAAUUAUUGAGGUGUACUGGAUAAAGACGCACGAACUAAAGUGAAGUCCCUCAAGCAAAUGAAGGAUUCCAUGUCUUCAAUCAAGGGAGCUUCACAUCACUCAAGGGAGGCGAAGAGACGUUUGUAUUGUAAAUUGCAGAUGUGGACAUGGCGGAAACGGAGGGAGAAUUGCUUUUGGGGUUUCAUUAGAGGCAAAAAUAUGUUGCGAAUGAGGCACCCCAACUCAUGCCUCAACCUCAAGACACAGUCACGGAGAAGUAAAAGGAACUUUCAAAUGUAUUCUUCACCAGUUCUGGAACAUUUACAAAUUAAAAAACCCACUAUUGAAUCAGAUCAGAUCAAAUAUGGAAGUGAAACAAUGAAUUCCUCACAAACAUUCAACUGUCCAGGUGCCAUCACUCAUGCCACAAGCAGGGCACCAGAAAGCAUUGUAGAGUGUGAUUUUGCACAUGCCUCAGAAGUGACACUCAGUGGGCUGGAUUCACAUGUUGAGAAACAAAGAAAUGGUGAUGAGAGGCCUGUAGUUCUUGACCAAUCAGGAGAAUGCUGUCCUGUCCUUCAGGAACCACUUCCAAAUGUCGAAGACAAAAUGUCCAGCAAGAACACAAUUCCUCUUAAAGUUGAAGUUGACAUUGCUGAGCUGACAGACUGUAUCCAGCUUAGAGAAAUUUCACGAGUAACCCUAGGGCGUGUCGUUCAUCUUUGUCAACUGUGGAGCAGUGAAGCCCACACAGCGUGCAAGUUGCAUAUCAGACAGGGCUUCGGAAUGAUUACAGAAUUUCUCCAUGGGUUCUUCACAUUGUAUGGAAGUUUCAUCCCAUUGGAGAAGAGCGAUGUGUUAAGACACCUGAAGAGAAUGUUCAAUGCAGAUUUUACCGACAGGAGACAGUUAAUCUACGAGGUUGUCAAGCGCAGAAUCUCUCCAACGCUGUGGCAUCCUAUUACCUCUUUCCAAGUGGUCUUCAAGAAACACACCCUGAGCCUGGAUGAUUUAUCCACCCUGGCCAAUCAGAAUUGGCUCAACGACCAGGUUAUUAACAUGUAUGGAGAAUUGAUUAUGGAAGCUGCUCAAAACAAGGUCCAUUUUCUCAAUAGUUUCUUCCAUCGACAGCUCAUGACCAAAGGUUAUGAUGGUGUUAAGAGAUGGACAAAGCAGGUUGAUUUGUUCUCCAAGAGCCUCUUGUUGGUACCCAUCCAUCUGGAGGUUCACUGGUGUCUGGUCACCACAGAUAUUGCACGCAAGAAGAUCUGUUUGUUUGACUCUCAAGGGAGUGCACCACACCAAGUUGCACAGAACAUCCUGAAGUACGUGACGGCGGAAGCGAGAGAGAAGCAACGCACAUCUUUCGUAAAUGGCUGGGCCGUGUCAUACAAUGAGAGUGUCCCACAGCAAACCAAUGAGAACGACUGCGGUGUUUUCGUCUUGGAGUAUUCCAGAUGCCUCGCUUUGGCUCGGCCGCUCUGCUUUUCACAGAGGAACAUACCAAAGAUACGCAAGCGGAUCUAUAAAGAGCUUUGUGGCUGUAAGCUCUAUGAACAGGUUCAACAAUGAUCACUGUGUACUCCUAGACCUCUCAAACAAAAAGUUUGGGAUUUUGGGAGAGAAAUUUCAGCAUGAAUGAAAAAUACAAUGUAAGUGAACUUAAUUUGAACUCUAAAGUAGUCCAAUUGUUUUAUGUUUCUGUGGGGGGAAUGUGAAAGCCAGUUGUGCAAAACAUACUGAAACAUUGAAUAUAAUUACCGUAAUUCCCGGCCUACAGAGCACACCUGGUUAUAAGCCUCACCCAGUACAUUUGUAAAGGAAAUACCAUUUGGUACAUACAUACGCCACAGCUGUAUAAAACCGCAAUUGCCCACAUUGAAACACGAGAUAUUUACAAACAAAAAUGGUACACAGAGAGUUUAACGCUCGGGCCUCCGCGCUAAUGCUAACGCUGCCGCACUAACUCUAGCACCGCGCUAACAGGGCCGGUUAAAAAAAUAAAAUAAAAAUACCGAUAAAAGUCACUUGCUCGGCACAUAUAUUCCACCGGUCUUACUCUUUUCCGCUCAAGUGCCCCCUUGCAGCUGUUAGGAAAAAAGUGCAGAAAUUAGCCGCAUCACCGCAUAAACCUCAUGGUUGAAACCGUGUGGGGGGGGUGGAGUCGCGGCUUGUUGGCCAGAAAUUACAGUAGUUGGAUGUAGAUUUAAAAGUUUCAAAACGGUCCAAUUAAAUUCACCUGUAAAGGUUGUAGUGCGCUUCAGGUUCAUCCUAAAUUUUACCUAAAAUCUCAAUAAUCUUUAACUUUUUGUGAGCUGAAAAAAAAUCUCAUUCGAAAUCAUCCUCUGUAGUAGUUGUAUAGAAGUGUAGCCCGAGUGCAUCUUGUCAAAGGUUGCAAUUUCCAUGAUCAACCCUCGUUGUUACUGACACACACACACACACACACACAC
Molecule: messenger RNA, 2613 nt
Organism: Syngnathoides biaculeatus (alligator pipefish)
Lineage: Eukaryota; Metazoa; Chordata; Actinopteri; Syngnathiformes; Syngnathidae
Product: sentrin-specific protease 5-like
Exons: 12
Coding region: 242-1735 (497 amino acids)
Biological process (GO): protein desumoylation
Cellular component (GO): nucleus
Molecular function (GO): deSUMOylase activity
Source: RefSeq, a predicted model, not a curated record